AUGGUGUCGGGAAGGUCCGCCGAGGUUGCCCGGCCGCCGAUCGACGACGGCAGGCGCCCGGGCUUUGGAUCGCGAGCGGCGACGGCCCGCGGCCGAGACGGCGUCGGGCCGUGGAGGUGUGCUCGCGGGUCGUCGGGUGGAUGCGUCGGAGGCGAGCGAGAGCUGCGCGGCGGUUGCGGGCUGGCUUCGGGCGGCGUCAAAUCAGGGAAUCGAGACGGAGGCGGCACCGGGUGGCACGAAUCUAGAUCCGGCGGUGGCCGAGCUCGGGGCGGAGCGGCGUCGGCAAAAGGGGAAAACGGCGUUGCAGCGAGUUCGGAUUCGGCUCCGGGCGGAGGCAACGAUGGCCGGAUCGGUGGGUUGCAAGGAGCAUCGGCGAGCGAGAUCGACGCGGCGAAGGCUAAGGCCGAGGCGUUGGAGCGAGAGACGGUGGUGUCGAUUGGGCUGAGGGGGCGUCGGUCGAGGGGGUCGCGGUGCUGCAACGGUGGUGUCCGGUCACGCGAGCGGCGACGGCGAGGUGGCGCGGAGGUGCUUCGGUGCGAGUUGCGGGAGCGGUGA
Messenger RNA from Eucalyptus grandis, 555 nucleotides. Its product is annotated as translation initiation factor IF-2-like. Bases 1 to 555 code for a protein of 184 amino acids. The transcript has a single exon. The record is from RefSeq and is a predicted model, not a curated record. NCBI's taxonomy places the organism in Eukaryota, Viridiplantae, Streptophyta, Magnoliopsida, Myrtales, Myrtaceae.